AUGUGGGCCCUGGAAUACUGUGGGGGGGACUGGCUAGGCAUUGGGGGAAGCCCUCCCCUUGAACCCUGGGCACCCUCCUGCCACUUCCCAGGGCGCCUCAUGGACAUCUUGCGCUGCCGUGGCAAGAGGGGCUACGAGGCCUUCCUGGAAGCCCUGGAGUUCUACUACCCCGAGCACUUCACACUGCUCACCGGCCAGGAGCCCGCCCAGCGCUGCUCCAUGAUCCUGGAUGAGGAGGGCCCUGAGGGCCUGACCCAGUUCCUGAUGACCGAGGUGAGGCGGCUUCGGGAGGCUCGAAAGAGCCAGCUGCAGCGGGAGCAGCAACUGCAGGCUCGAGGCCGGCUGCUGGAGGAGGAGCGGGCAGGACUGGAGCAGCGGCUGCGAGAGCAGCAGCAGGCUCAGGAGCGCUGCCAGCGGCUGCGGGAAGACUGGGAGGUGGGCAGCCUGGAGCUGCUGCGGCUCAAGGAUGAAAACUACAUGAUCGCCAUGCGUCUGGCACAGCUCAGCGAGGAGAAGAACUCUGCUGUCCUUCGCAGCCGGGACUUGCAGCUGGCGGUGGAUCAGCUGAAGCUGAAGGUGAGCCGGCUGGAGGAAGAGUGUGCGCUGCUCCGCAGGACCAGGGGGCCACCCCCCGGGGCAGAGGAGAAGGAGAAGGAGAAGGAGAAGGAGCCGGACAGCGUGGACCUGGUCUCUGAGCUGCGUGCAGAGAAUCAGCGGCUGACAGCGUCCCUGCAGGAGCUGCAGGAGGGGCGGCAGCAGGAGACAAGCCGGCCGGGGGCCCCAGGCUCAGAGCGCAUCCUCUUGGACAUCCUGGAGCAUGACUGGCGGGAGGCGCAGGACAGCAGACAGGAGCUGUGCCAGAAGCUGCACACUGUGCAGGGGGAGCUGCAGUGGGCCGAGGAGCUGCGGGACAAGUACCUGCAGGAGAUGGAGGACCUGCGGCUGAAGCACCGCACGCUGCAGAAGGACUGCGACCUGUACAAGCACCGCAUGGCCACCGUCCUGGCCCAGCUGGAGGAGAUUGAGAAGGAGCGGGACCAGGCCAUCCAGAGCCGCGACCACAUCCAGCUGCAGUACUCGCAGAGCCUCAUCGAGAAGGACCAGUACCGCAAGCAGGUGCGGAGCCUGGAGGCCGAGCGGGACGAGCUGCUGACCACGCUCACCAGCCUGGAGGGCACCAAGGCCCUGCUGGAGGCGCAGCUGCAGCGGGCCCAGGGCGGGCCCUGCCUCAAGGCCUGCACCUCCUCCCAUUCCCUGUGCUCCAACCUCAGCAGUACCUGGAGCCUGAGCGAGUUCCCCUCCCCGCUUGGAGGCCCAGAUGCAGCCGGGGAGGCCACUGUCCUGGGGGGAUCCGAGCCCCACAUCUCGGAGGAGGCUACAGACAAUGAGAAAGAGAUCAACCGGCUGUCCAUCCUGCCCUUCCCUCCCAGCGCAGGCUCCAUCCUCCGCCGGCAGCGCGAGGAGGACCCUGCACCUGCUAAGAGGUCCUUCAGCAGCAUGUCCGACAUCACAGGGAGUGUAACGCUUAAACCCUGGUCCCCCGGCCUCUCCUCAUCCUCAUCCUCCGACAGCGUGUGGCCGCUGGGAAAGCCGGACGGUCUCCUGGCCAGAGGCUGCGGCCUGGAUCUCCUGGGCAGGUCUCUGGCCAUACAAGUGUCUGGCCGGAGCCCCCCGGGGGGACCCGAACCCCAGGACAGAGGUCCAGAUGGCCUGCCUUUCCUUGGGGACAGCUGGUCCGGGACGGUGGUGCGGAGGGUGCUCUCUGGGCCUGGGUCUGCGUCUGCCAGGGUGGAACCAAGAGAGCCAAGGGCAGAGGCUGCUGGCCUGGAGGGGGCAGGCCUGGAAGGCGAGGCCCAGCGGAGGACCUUGACCUGGAACCAGGUGUCCACACUCCCCUUCCCGAUGGAUUCUAAGGCUUGCCAGUCCUUCCAAGAGGCCCUAGAAGCCUGGGUGAAGGGGCUGGGCGCCGAGCCCUUCUACAUCCGAGCCAACCUCACUCUGCCCGAGCGGGCGGACCCCCACGCCCUGUGUGUGAAAGCCCAGGAGAUCCUGCGGCUGGUGGACCCGGUGUACAAGCGGCGGCAGGAGUGGUUCUGUGCACGGGUCGACCCCCUCACGCUGCGGGACCUGGACCGGGGCACAGUGCCCAAUUAUCAGAGAGCCCAGCAGCUCCUGGAAGUUCAGGAGAAAUGCCUGCCCUCCAGUCGGCCUCGAGGGCCCCGCAGUAAUCUGAAGAAGCGAGCUCUGGACCAGCUGCGGCUGGUGAAGCCCAAGCAUGCCGGGAGUCCUGCAGGGGACUCCCCGGAGCAGCUGCUGCUGGAGCCCUGCUCAGAUCCGGAGUGGAGCCUCAAACCCUACAGCCUGGUGCGGCCGCUGCUGGUGCCCUCCCUGCGGCCCGUGGUGCUCUUGCCCGAGUGCCUGGCGCCUCGGCUCAUCCGCAACCUGCUAGACCUGCCCAACUCCCGGCUGGACUUCCAAGUGUGCCCAGCGGAAAGCCUGUCCGGGGAGGAGCAGUGCGCACCCUCAGCUCCCGGAGCCCCCAAGGCCCGGCCUGCCACCCCUGGGCUGGGCAGCAGGAUUCGUGCCAUCCAGGAGUCUGUUGGGAAGAAGCACUGCCUGUUGGAGCUGGGCACGCGGGGCGUGCGGGAGCUGGUCCAGAAUGAGAUCUACCCCAUCGUCAUCCACGUGGAGGUGACCGAGAAGAAUGUCCGGGAAGUCAGGGGUCUGCUGGGCCGGCCGGGCUGGCGGGACUCGGAGCUGCUUCGGCAGUGCCGCAGCUCGGAGCAGGGCCGCAUCCUGCAGGAGCAGGCCCGCCUCGUGUGGGUGGAGCGAGGCAGCAGCAGGGGCUGCAGCAGCAGCAGCAGCGAGGCCUGAGGGCCCCUUCCGGGGCCGGCGACUUCCUCGUGCACUCAGACACCUCCAGGAGACCCUGGUGUCUGUGGCGGAGCUGAGCCUGCGACAUCCUCCCUGUCCUGAGCCUUCCCAGGUCCUCGGGCUCCGCUCCGGGCUGUCACCGAGGGAUCCUGCCGGAACCGGAGCCGGAGCCCUCCGACAGCUUCCACCCUCCGGCCCCGUACCUGCCGCUCGGGGCCUUCCUGUGAGCCCUCCGGUCUCCGGGUCCCCACUCGUGGGUCUGUGUCCCUCCGUCACUGCCCACCUGAGCGUCUGGGUUCUCACUACUGUGUACUGUUUUGUACACCCAAGUUCUCACGGGCAGGCUCCUGUCUGCCUGCCCCCGGGCACUCGAGGUCUCCCAGGCUCUCAGCCUGUUCUGCUCACAGGAGCCCCGAGCCCGCCCUUUGUGACUCCCCCCCGUCAGUCACAUUUCUGUGUAUAGCUCCACAUGUGGGCAUUGUAGCUGCCCGGUCCACUGUCACCUGUGCCCGCGUCUCGUGUCUUCAGGUCACACACGUGUCCGUGGUUCUCUCUCCUGUGUAAAUGUCAUGUCCCCCACCCCCAUGACACUCGGGCACUUAACACGUGUGUGUUCCCGGUGAGCACACCCAGGACCAUGUUCUCACAGCACCUCCUCCCUGCCCUGCCGCCUCCCAGAGGGACAGGUGGGGAGGGGCUCGGCUGCUCCGGCACCAGAAUGUACGGCUCGUUUGAAUGGGCCCUUUUCACUCAGAAGCUGCACGUUAUGGAACAUUAAACAGUUUGUCAUAGAA
This is a messenger RNA of Myotis brandtii (Brandt's bat), 3668 nucleotides long. It is a transcript of the gene CARD10, whose product is annotated as caspase recruitment domain family, member 10. The record is from RefSeq and is a predicted model, not a curated record. Bases 1 to 2874 code for a protein of 957 amino acids. NCBI's taxonomy places the organism in Eukaryota, Metazoa, Chordata, Mammalia, Chiroptera, Vespertilionidae. The transcript is spliced from 20 exons.